AUGCCUCUGUACGCCGACCUCAAAGAGUAUCUUGGUUAUUUUCUGAGUAAUGAAAAGGGAAUGAAUCAGUUUAUGAUUGUUUUGUAUUAUGGUGGUAAAUGGGUUAACUCUCAAUAUUCUGGUGAUAAAUCGAAAUCAAUGUUAGUCUCAGAUAAGGUUACCUAUCAAGAGCUUGUGAAAGAAGUAUAUCAUCAGAUUGGUUUUAGUCCAGAUCAAUAUGGAAUGAAAGUUCAUUAUCAAUAUAAAAGUAGCUUAGGGGUGUGCAACACAAUGGAGAUAGUUGAUAACAAAGAUGUUGCUAGUUGGGUGUAUGACAGCCGUUCGGUGCAACCUAACAAGAUUCCAUUAUACAUUACUUUGGAACGCAGCUUGUCAAGAUCUGUAAGUGAAGGCAGUCAAGACAUGAACAAUAGAUCUUACCCGUCUUUUCAGUAUGAUGAUGUUGGCUUAACCAUUUUCUCUACUGAACUUGAUGAUCUGAGCCCGAUUGCAAUGAGUCCCCCACAUGAGCAAAUAAUAGUAAACUCUGAUUUGGAUAAUGCUGAUAAUGUCUCGUAUGGAAGUACAGAGGAAGAUGAGUUUUCACUAUCCAAUGGGGAUAAUGAGAAUCCAAUGCAUGGUGUAGAAAUCAAUGUUAGUAUGCAACCUACGGAUGACAACUUUGCUUCAUCAUCUUCUUAUCGUAGCAAGAAAAGGCGAAUAGACGAUUUUGAAAUUGUUACAUUUGUGGACACCAAUGAAGAUAUUUUGGUAGGUCAGUUAUACCCGAGCAAGAAAGCCUUGAAACAACACUUGGGUAUGCUUGCAAUUAAAAAAAAUUAUGAGUUUAAAGUGAAAAGAUCUACUAGUGAUCGGUUUGAAGUUGGGUGUUUGGAUCCUAGUUGUAAGUGGCGACUCCGUGCAGUAAAGCUACAAGAAUUGGCCUAUUUUGAAGUUAGAAAGUUUCAUAACAAACAUUCUUGUUCAUUGGAUAUUAUGCAUCGUGAUCAUAGACAAGCAAGCAGCUCUCUAAUCGGUCAAUUUGUCAAGUCAAAGUUUGAGGGAGGAACCUCGCGUAUAUACAGACCUAGAGAUAUCAUUGAUGAUGCUCGUGUCCAACUUGGAGUUAACAUGGGCUAUAAUAAAGCUUGGAGGGCAAGAGAAGCAGCACUAGAAAUUGCAAAGGGGUCACCAGAGGGAUCAUUUGCUAUACUUCCAGCAUAUUGUGCAAUGUUAGAGCGUAAAAAUCAAGAUGGUACUUUUUUGAAAGGAAAGUACUUUGGAACUAUGUUUGUAGUUGCAUGCCAAGAUGGAGAGAAUCAAAUAUAUCCUUUGGCUUUUGGGGUAGUAGACUCAGAAAAUGAUGCAUCAUGGUCAUGGUUUUUGACAAAGUUGAGAGGGGCUAUUGGAGUGGUAGAAAACUUGGUUUUUAUAUCUGAUCGACAUGGAAGCAUUGCCAAAGCUGUGGAUAUUGUUUUUCCUGAAGCACAUCAUGGAGCCUGCAUCUUCCAUAUAGCUAAUAACUUGCAAUCAAAGUUUGGCAAAAAAAGGAAGAUUCUUAUGUUAUAUCACACAGCGGCAAAGAAGUACCAGGUGUCCGAGUUCAAUACAUUGAUGGAUGACAUUCGAAAAAUAAAAAAUGGAGAAGUUUGUAAAUAUCUUGAAGACAUUGGGUGUCAUAAGUGGGCAAGAGCUCAUUUCAUGGGGUACAGAUACAACAUGAUGACAUCCAACAUAGCCGAAUCUAUGAACGCGAAGCUUAAAGAGGCUAGAAAAUUACCAAUAACUGCUCUAGUGGAUCACCUAAGAGAAGUGCUUCAACAAUGGUUUGUUGAACGACGUGAUGCAGCAAGCUCCCGUAAUACACACUUAACCAAGUGGGCUGAAAACAAAGUGCGAAAAAACAACAACAGUGGUUUGCAUAUGCGGGUGUCUCCAAUUGAUCUUUAUGCAUUUCAAAUACAUGAUCAAAGUCAAACAUUUACAGUGGACCUGAAUAACAUGACCUGCACAUGUCGAGAGUUUGAUCUUGAUCGACUUCCUUGUGCCCAUGCGACAGUUGCUUGUAGAUUUAAAGGAGUAUCAGUGUAUAGCAUGUGUUCUCAAUUUUACACGGCCAAUGCACUCAUGUUAGCAUAUGCAGAGCCUAUUUGGUCAGUUGGAAAUAAAAGUGAGUGGGAUGUGUCUCAAGAUGUGCAGAACAAAAUUGUCUUACCACCAAUAAGACAAGUAGUACCCGGAAGACGUAAGACGGUACGAAUUCCAUAUGUGGGAGAGGAUGCAAUUAGAAAAAAGUGUACAAGAUGCGGUGGAGCAGGUCAUAACCGUGCAACUUGCAAAAAUCCAAUUCCACUUAAUUGA
Messenger RNA from Fragaria vesca subsp. vesca, 2340 nucleotides. RefSeq lists its product as uncharacterized. The transcript is spliced from 4 exons. Lineage: Eukaryota; Viridiplantae; Streptophyta; Magnoliopsida; Rosales; Rosaceae. Bases 1 to 2340 code for a protein of 779 amino acids. The record is from RefSeq and is a predicted model, not a curated record.